Molecule: messenger RNA, 2415 nt
Organism: Candidozyma haemuli
Lineage: Eukaryota; Fungi; Ascomycota; Pichiomycetes; Serinales; Metschnikowiaceae
Gene: SEC34
Product: Golgi transport complex subunit
Exons: 1
Coding region: 1-2415 (804 amino acids)
Biological process (GO): cytoplasm to vacuole targeting by the Cvt pathway; intra-Golgi vesicle-mediated transport; autophagy
Cellular component (GO): COG complex; membrane; cis-Golgi network
Source: RefSeq, a predicted model, not a curated record
AUGGCCCGGGGCAGAUCCAAAUCAUUGGUCCAGAAAGUGGCAUCUGAGGUACCUGCUUAUUCUCAGGAGAACUUGGAUAAUGAUUCGUCUGAAACGAAAAGCAUCCAUAACCCAACUCUUCCAAAGGGCCAGUCGCACCACGUAUUGGUUCCACUGAAACGUGGAAGAUCCAAGUCAUUGACCGUUGGAGUAAAUGUGAAGAUUGAUGUUGCUCCUGAAACGCCCACGUAUCCUUUUUCAGAGGAGGAGAGAGAUGCACUCUGGACGAAGUGCUUAGAUGCUCUCAAUUACAACACGGUGUUGGAUUCGCAGCUAAUUGACAGCGUCAACGAUUAUAACGAUGACUUGAUUUUGCAAUUCCAAAAAGACUGUAACUUGAAUGUCAACCAGAUAGACAAUCUCAUUGAUGAAAACCAAUUCAUUCUUACGUCCCUUAAUAGCCUAAUGUUCCAAUAUGAUAAGGUUUCAAAAGAGACCUCCGACUUUGCUUCUCAGGCCACUGGUCUAUUGCAAAAGCAAGAAGAACUUGAAGCAAAGGCUCAGCAAAUGGACCAUGUUCUUAAAAUAUUUGAACCGCUUGAAAAAAUCAGCAAGAAGUUGGUUAGUUCAGGUAACUCCAUUGUUCGUACCGGAAGAAUCACUACCAUGCUUGUCCAAUUGCAAGAGUGUUUAGAGUUCUUGGGCUCUCAUGGAGACUACAAGGAUAGCGAAGUGUACAUCAUUCGCUACCGUCAAUGCAUGACUCGAGGCUUGACCUUGGUCCGUAAUUACUUGAUUGACCAUAUCAGAAAGAGAGGCGAAGAAGCCCUUGCUAAAACACACGGCGACAAUCUCAAAAGUUUAUCCUGGGAUAUCAUCUUAUACAGUGAGUUCAUCAGUGAGCUUUCUAAGGAACCAGAGCCUUCUAGCUUCCCUACGUUGAUCGGCCAAAUUGUUAGACAGAGUGCAUCUCACAAGGAAUAUAGAGGUUUGGUCACCGAUGUUCUUUCCAGUUACUUCCGCAUGAGAGUCCAGCUAGUACACCAGAAUAUCAACCAUAACAGAGUGGUCGACGAUUCUGAAGAUUUGGUUCUCCAUAGCCAGAAGUCCAUCUCGUGGUUCAAAAAGAUCUUGGAGAAGGAGUACAACUUGUUCAUAAAACACUUCCCAUUUGAAGAAUGGGACUCUAGUCUGCAUAAAUUCUUCACUGAAGAACUUAACUCCUUCUACAAGGAUCUUCUAGAUCCAUUAUACGAUGAAGUCAGAAACAAGGUGCUUCGGGAACAAAACAUUGGAGAAUUAUGCAAGCUCACAAACUUGCUUACCUCCUAUUACGAAUUCGAUGAGGAAACCUCAGUUGUUAGUGCUAUGCCUGAUGCUAAGAUCGAGUACGGUGAGCUCUUUGAACCUAUGUUGAGCAUUUCCCAGUCUCGUCUUAUAUUCCGUAUUCAAAACUACAUUGACAACAAGCUCUUACGUUAUAAGCCUAAGGCAGAAGACUUGAGACUUGGAAGAAGGAGAUCUUCAAGUCGGCAAAGAAGCCGUGCCGAUUCCAUUCUUGAUGAAGUGGAGGAGAACCUUUUCCCAGAUGCAUACACGCCUGUUGGUAAGGCCUUGACCAUUCUCUCAAAUAUCUACGACUUGAUAAGCACUAUGGUCUUUGAUGAUAUGGCCCACUACAUUGUGCACAGUUGUAUUUCCAUGUUGAAGAAUGGAGCCAUGCCAUUGGCAAAAGCUCAUCUAGGGAGUUUGGAUGCAAAGUUAUUCUAUUUCAAGAACUUGAUGGUUCUCAGAACUCAGCUAACUAAUUUCGAUACGCAAUAUGUUCGUGCUGAGACGGCGCUUGAUUUUACAAGUGGUAUCACCGAAUUGAUCAAGACAUUCAGAAGCGGUGAACUUCAAGUCAAAGUGAGUGAACAAGGCGGAUUGCUCGAACUUGUGAAACGUUCUGCUCCCCAAGUUAUUAAUAACUUGAUAGAUGCAAAUGAAGAAGCCGAGUCUGAAUUAAGCAACACGGUAACUGCUUGGGUGGCUGAAUGUUCAGAUGCUAUCUGCGCCCCAUUACGUGAUGAGAAGACGCCGCUCAAAGAUGUACUCGUGGCUUUCAAUGACAAUAUAAUUAUGCAAGUUCCAAAGACGCAUGGCCAGGUCAAGGCCUACAUUGACGAUAAUGAGGUUAUCAGGUUCCUUAUUGACCAAGUCUCGAAGUUUAUCUUCAGUUCAUACGAGAAGUUUUAUGAUGGACUCGAACAGAGAUUGUCCAAGGGCCAGCUCAAGACAGACGAAAUGGGUGAAGUCAUGGAGCCAGAUGCUUUCUUCAACUUCUUGAAUGAUACCGUUUCUGGAGUUUUUCAGGCUGAGGAAGCCGAGCUGAGUGUGAAACUUAACGAGAACAUUCUCGAUGAGCUCGACAAAAUGGAAAACGAAGCCCAAUAA